Molecule: messenger RNA, 3167 nt
Organism: Amoebophrya sp. A120
Lineage: Eukaryota; Dinophyceae; Syndiniales; Amoebophryaceae
Source: the annotation of a GenBank genome assembly
AGACGCGCUGCACUAACGGGCGAUGCGCCCCGGCAAGAAUAAGGCCGGCCAAUGCUCAGCAUCGAGCUUUAGGGGUCGCAUCGUAGGAGCUGCGUAGCGUUUAAGAACCGGGCCUCCGCCCGUGCGAUCCAGGAUCAUGUUUACGCCCGAGCUACGUUCCCUGCUCGAGAGCACCGCGGGUCCCGCGCAAGGAGUUUCGAGUUGCGUGCCCGAGCUCGUUGCGCUGCUGGAACAGCACCGCACAAGAUACGCCGACGCUGCGGCGCUGGAGCAAGUGUCGCGGGAUGAUCUGAAGAAAGGCAUAGCGGUUCUCGCGUCGUGGUGUCGUAACCACGAAGCUGAACUGGCGGAAACGGCCGACGUCCAGCGCGCUGUUUGUGCGCUGUUCCAGGCCCUUCUCGGCCGGGACACGGAUUCCGACAUGCUGGCGCUGAACAAGGGAAUGUUGACCUGCGUCACCGAUUGGAUGAAGCUUGCGCAAGCACACCGUCCCGUGGCCGAGAACCAGGCGCAACAGCUGAUAAGUCUUGCAACCGUGCUUUCGCAGCCCCGGGACGCGGACAAGAUCGUGCAGACCGCUGGCACUGUCAAGGUGUUUGCUUUGCACGCGGCAUGUUUUUACGAAAAACGUAGAAGUGCCUCUUCCUCACUCACGCGAAAAAAGUCUUCUUCGCCGGUAUGAUGCACUGCUAUUUUGUGCGAGUGCGCUGGACAAGAGGUAAUAACUAGAUACAACGACAAAAAUUAUCCGCAAAGGAAAUUCUACGAAAAGAAAAACCCCCGCGGAUUAUUGCAGGUCCUCCUCGAGUUCCUGCGCAUCGACCACGACCCGAGCAUCCCGAGCAGCGGCACGCUGGCCGUGCCGCUCCCGGUGCUAGAGGACGCGAUCACCGGGAUCGCGCUGCUCAUGGUUCGGAGCCGCCACAAACGCGUGGUGAACCAGAACGGGGGCAUCCCCCUCAUCGUGCAUUUGCUGAAGCAGCGCGCCGACCUAUUACAGUGAAAAAUGCCCCCACCCCCAAAGUUGCAAAAAUUUGUGAUGCGAAGUUUCCAAAUGAAAACUUUUUGCCAUGCAUGAAGGGAGCAUGAAUCUUUCUUAUGCAGAGUCUAGGCCUGUAUCGCAUCGCUUGCAUGACAAGCGCCACUCUUGCUGGGGUCUUUUGCAAUACAAAUUUUUUCUAUUCACAAUUGGAAACCUGUGAUGCGGAUAGAUGCAAGAGGGCAAAUGUUUCAUUUGCAAAGGUUUGCAAUACAAACGCUCCCAAGUUCGGGGGUGGGGGCAUUUUUCAUUGUAAUACGACCUCCCCGAGAUCGUCGUGGCCGCGUCGCGGUUUUUGUCCAACUUCCAGGACAAGCCGGAGUACCGGGAGGUCGUCUUCGCGCACGGGGGCCACGUCGCGCUGCAAUCGGCCUUCACGACCGCGCCCCAGCACGUGAAGGCGCGGCCGGAUGCGCCUUUCCAGCUCCUGAGAAUACGCACGGCCUGCGUCGAGGCGCUGUGGAACUGCGUGAUUGAUAACGAAAAGGUGGUGGAGGUGAUGUACAUGGACGCAUUUCUCGACGUCUUUCUCCCACCGUGCUUACAGGAGUACCUGCAACAGCUGGAGGAAAGCAAUUUUUACACCAAGGAAGACGAUCUCGUCGCCGACGAGCACAACACGGAAUCCGAAACCGAGCAGAGCGCCCACUACGUGCUAGAGAAACUCGCCAGGCUGCAGGAACAGCACGAAAUGUUGAACAGCGGUCCGCCCACAAUCGACAAGGAAUCUCUCCUCCUUCUGCCCCGACUCUUUGCAGCUUCUUUCGCAAUUCUCCGCCGUGUCGCGAAGUCCCCGAAGUGCAGAAGUAUCUGCGUGGCCUUGCCUUACCUCGACAUGGCGCAGAAAACCCUGCGGUUUUUCCCCCAGGAAUACGACCUCGCAAAGGAGAUUGCGGGGAUGCUGGGAAAUCUCUCCCUGGACCCGGAAUGGCGAAAAGACGUGCUCAACAUGGGUUUUGUGCCCGCCCUCGUCGAGUUUUGCGACCACGCAGAGGAUCGCAAACUGGCGAAGAUUUGCUUCUCCGCGCUGGCCAAUCUCGCGCACGACAGCACCUCCCGGCAGAUGAUUCUACAGCACGGCAUCAUACCGGUCCUGCUUCGCGUGGUGCAUGCAAAUUUGCGGAACGAGAUCGUGGUGGAGGCGGCGCUAAAUUUGAUCUCCCAUUUGGCACCGGACCAGGUUUGCGCAGACGAGUUGAGGAUUCACGCCGGCGUAGAGAUGCUCUUUGUGGUCCUGCAAGAGCACGGGCAGGACCUGCAGGUUGCAAGAAGGUACCUAGUACUUUACUCACUUACUUCGUACCUCAUCUUCUUCUAUGCGGAAAUAUGAACACGACGUCGAGACCUGUACGGGAGGUCGUGACUCUCUUGAAAAUCAAUGAUAAACGAAAAACAAGAAUAAACGCACGAUUUUCCGCAGGUGUUUGAUGUGCCUCCGUCGGCUCGCGGUCGCCGACGUGAACAAUCGAAUGGUGGAGAAAAUCAAAAAUCCGCACAGCGCGAACACACCAAAUAACUCCACUUCGCAGCAAGCCGGCUCGGACCAAAUCGUUGCUCUGCUCAAGUGGCACUUCGUCGACGCCACCUGUGUGAAGGAGAUCGGGUUGCUGUGCGGAUUGCUGCAGAUCCCGGACGCGUCUCUGAUGCCGUUUGCGGAUUUGCUGCUGAAGGUGCUGGAAUUCCACGAACACGAACCGGAAGUGAUGAAAAUUAUGGGCGAUUUGGUGUCGAUAUCACAUCACAGAAAAAAGCCGACCUCCGGGCAUGAUAAUGCAAAAAUAUACUAACAGGAAAAUCUGUCAUGGGCGAGCUCAUGCUUUUUGAGAUAUGCGACAGAGAUUUUCUUGCGUACCUGUCUUUGCAUACACAAAUCUGGGUUUUGCAAAUCUGGUGCCCCGGUGCCGGCUUUUUUCCGUGUGAUAAUCCAGACUGCCGAUCGCGGACGAGGCAUUGUAAAACGGGAUCGGGUCGUUUAUAUUUUUCGACUUAUUUUUUGUAUUGUUGACAUGACCUGCUGGUCCAAGAAAACAUUUUGCAAUGUAAAAUUCCACCGAUUUGGAUAUACUGAAAGAUUCGAACUUUUUGAAGAAGUAAGUACGGUCUGUGUUUCCAACAGCUACCACACAAU